AUGCCCUCCGCAACACCGUCGGGGAUGAACGGCCGCUCGGUACCAUCGACGAUUUCUUUUGCUGGUUCCGACACUCCUCGACCUUCCACAGCCCAGCCUGCAGGCGCCAACAGCAACCACGUCUCAAGCACCGGCAAUUCGAGCCCCUCGACCCCGAACUCGUCCUCCUCCUCGCCGCGCGCCGACUCUCAAGUUGCGCUGUCCACCGCGAAGCCAAUCUCCAGCAGGCGAUUCUCCUCCAUCCCCCGCUUCUCUUCCCUAUCUUCCCGAUUCAGUCUCCCAAUUACCCUCCGCAGCCGGAAAAACCAUGUCGCAGACUUUCAUAUCCAGCCCCAGGAGCCUCAUAAAAAGUAUGCUGCUGGUGAGAACGUCCGCGGGUCGGUAGUUCUCGUUAUUGUGAAGCCUAUCCGCAUCACCCAUCUGACGGUCUCUCUCAACGGCUUUGCCCGCGUCCUCAAGGAACCAGCGGUCAGCGCAAGCCCACAUGCUCUCCUACCAUCCGGUGGCUCGGAGACCCCGCGGUAUCAUGGCCAUGGCUUCGCCAGCAUUUUCCAGGACGAGCAGGUGCUGAGUGGGGAUGGCAGGCUGGAGCCCGGCAAAUACGAAUUUGGGUUCAAUUUGGUAUUCCCUGAAGGAGGGCUACCAAGUAGUAUUGACUUCGAACGAGGGUCGAUUUCCUAUCUAAUUAUGGCAACACUGACCAGACCGACAUCGAUGGCGGCUACCACCUCAUGCGACAGGAAGGUUACUCUGGUUGAGAAGGUCGACAUUGGUCUCCUGGCACCGCCUCGCCCAAAGACGAUUUUUCUAGAACCUAUCUCGAAACGAGUCAAAACAAGGAAAUCAUUUGCUCCCGAGAAGGUCGUUCAGGCCACUACUCAGGAAGUGGCCAAUGAUCUUUCCUCCGAAGUUGGCUCCGUUGCUCCAUCCACUACAGCCGAAGAUUUGAAUCGUGACCGUGGGCUGGACCAGUCCGAUAUCCGUAGCGAGGUCAGCGGUGAGAGUGGCCGGAGUGCAAGCACGGGCGGUUUGAGUCGGGCAGAGCUUGCCCAGGUUGCGACGGCCAAUCAGCAAGUCGUGGAUGAAAAGACGAUUACAACAACUGUUGAGCUGCUGCGCGGGGGCUGUCUACCUGGGGACACGGUCCCUGUACGCGUCACCGUUCAACAUAUCAAGCGAAUGAAGAGCAUGGCUGGUGUCAUUGUCACUUUAUUCCGGCAGGGCAGAAUUGACUCGGCUCCUUCCCCCGAACUCUUCUCGGAAGAUAGGAAACGCGCAGAUAAGAACGAGAGUUUUCCCAAGUCUCGAACCGGACUCGGGGGCUUGUCCAUGUCCUCGUCGGGGUCCAAGAGCAUCUUCCGCAAGGAUUUGGAUCAGAACUCUGCGCCUUUAAUCAUUCACCCGGCGACGUUGCAAACUUCAGUCACAGUGUCGGUCAAAAUCCCCGAUGACUCAUUCCCCACAAUCAAGGGCGUGCCCGGGAACAUGAUUGGAUUCAAAUACCAAGUUGAAGUAAUCGUUGACUUGGGAGGCAAGUUGACUAAUCAACUUCAAGGAAAUCGGACGUCGUCCAGGGUUGGACAAGGCAACGGUUGGUUCGAGAACGGGAAUUCCUACGGUCCCAGGCGCGGAAGCUCUACCAUUAUUGAUACCUCACCUCUUCGGAGAGAAAAGGGUGUCGUCUCAAUGACGAUAGAAACCAUUGUCGGAACGGUGGAUAGUUCACGGGGAAGAGGGAAACCGCGAACACAGAGACAGAUGUCACCAUCAUCAGGGAUAGCUCACAUGGCUCAGAGCGACGAAGACGAAGCAUAUUAUACGGAACAUAGCCAACCCGAUGAAAAUCACUGGGUAUCGCCGUCGCCCUUUGCUGGCAACUACCCCCAGAAUACUAAUUUUGCUCCCCAAGCAGGCAACCAGCCUUACUACGGAGCACCGCCACCUACACUUCCCCAACAACCACACGGACCUACGGCUCCCUCACAGCCAUAUCCUUAUUCGAUGAACGGAGAAACCAAUGGUGUCGGACAUGGCCCAGCACCACAAUACAUUCCCUCACCCCAGGUUCCCGAUGAACGGAACAUGUCCGAAAAGGAGCGAAUCCAGCUAGCGGAGAAUAGGUUGCUUCCCAGCCAACCACCAGCUGCCGGCCCUUCGUCUCCGCCAGACAAUGAGGAGGAAAACAUUUACGAUGCAGAUGAAACACCACGCUUGCCUCAUGUUACUCCCAGCUUCCCAAGCGGAGGUUCGGAGGAUGGCCCAUCAGCCCCUGCAGAAGGUGAUCUACGGCCGCUCUCUCCAAGCGACCCAUCCCAAGACAAACAAGAAAUUGAGCGCGAGCGUCUGCUGGCCGAGGCGAGCGCGCCCCAAAUCCCCGAGGACAUGCAGAGACCCGAUAGCACGUCAAGACGGGAUAUGGCCCCAGACGCCGAGCCAAGCGCACCCUCGAUCACGGAAGAGGACGAAUAUCGAGGGUACGGAGUUGGGGCGGGCCCUUCCAGAGCAAGAGAUCACAGACUUCAUAACGAACAACUACCAGCAUAUGAGCGAUGA
Messenger RNA from Clonostachys solani, 2553 nucleotides. Lineage: Eukaryota; Fungi; Ascomycota; Sordariomycetes; Hypocreales; Bionectriaceae. The record is from the annotation of a GenBank genome assembly.